CAGCCAUCGUUGUGAGGUAAUUGGCAGUACUGGACAGGAGAUGGCGGUCUAAUGCUUCUUUCUGCAGGACAGACCAGCGUCAUCUGUUACUGGCACUGAAAUGGUUAAACUGGUGGAGUUGACUCGCUUUCUGUCGUUGUUUCGAGUCGAGACUCGAGUUGGGGAAAACAGCGGCAACACGGAGAUGCUGAGCGGAGGGUUUUUCUAAUCGCCCAUCGGUGUUCAAUGACAUGAACAGAUUUGCUAAAACACCAAGUUAUGGCAGGGAACCUCAGCUGCUACGAGUCUCUAGAUACUCCCGCCGCCGCAUAGAAAAGCCGCAUUGUUGAGCAAAAUCCUUGUAACCGUGAGCAGCAAUAAUGCGAGGCGCGGACAGCAGCAGCAGGUCUGCCGUGAUUGUGCUCUGCCUGCUGGGAUGCGAUUUAUGGACGGCGGCCGCUAAAACGCUGCAGGAGAACAGCGAUGCCAAAGAAGUGACUCUGAAGGUUCACCUGAGUGACGCUAGCACUCAUCAGCCUCUCGCUGGUGUCACCGUGGAGAUCUUCACUAACCACACUCCUGUUGCCUCGGAUAUCUCUGGUGCCGAUGGCAAUGCCUACAUCAGGUUCCCUUAUCGCCUUGGCGACCUUCUUGUAGUGACAGCAACCAAGCGUGGCUACGUACCCAACUCCAUUCCAUGGCGGCCAAGCAGGCUUCCCGUCUUCUCAUCUCUCAGUCUGGAUCUGCUUCCUGAGAGGGCUGCUACUCUGAUGGUGUAUGAUGACGUGGUGCAGAUUGUCUCUGGAUAUCAAGGUUCAAAGCUGCAGCCAUGGGUGCAGUUCCAGAGAAGAGCAUUGAGUCUUCCUUCUAAUGCAACCUACACCAACCUGACCGCCUUCCUCACAGUGAGCAGUUCAACACAAGACACGCAGUACUUCCCCUACCUGCAGGGGCUUCAUCCCAACUACACAGGCGUUGAUCAAAAGUUCGAGUUGACUCCUAUAGCUGCUAUCAGUGUUCAUCUUUUGGGAAGCGAUGGGGUGGAGCUUCAUGUCAGUGAGCCAAUCAGUGUGAGCGUUCCUCUUCCUGCAAACAGUGGCUUGAAAGAGAAUGAUCACAUCCCCGCCUGGAGGUUUGACCCUAAACUGGGGGCCUGGUUGAAGAGCAGCCUGGGAUACGUCCAGAGAGAGGGGAAACAGUUAACUCUCACAUACAUUGCCCCUCAGCUUGGCUAUUGGGUCGCAGCCAUGUCUCCCAUAAACACAGGCCCAGUGGUGGCGAAGGACAUUAGCACUUAUCACACAGUCUUCCUGCUGGCCAUACUAGGAGGCAUGGCCCUGAUACUGCUCUUCCUGCUCUGCCUGCUGCUCUACUAUUGCAGGAGGAAGUGUGCCCGCUUGCGACCUGCCCACAGGAAGUUCACUCUAUCCUCCACUUUAGAUGCCUCUAAACGAGACCAGGCUACUUCCAUGUCCCACCUGAACCUCAUCAGUGAGACUCACCUAGACCACAAUGGGGCAGAGCCGGACAUGCACACACCUAUGCUUAAACCCACCCCCUACGACUCUUCCACCAAUGAGCUUGCAGCUUCGCACAGCGAGCUCCAUAGUCGAGGAUCCAACCACUACAAACACUCAGUAGAGAUAUUUCCCCUCAAAUCGGCUUGUUCAAACAAUCCUUCCCAAGGUUAUGAUUCCCCGGCGGGACGUGGAGAGUACCGGCGGAGCUAUACGUCUAUUACGACUUCAUCCGUCCACCCCCUCCACAUGUCCAUCUCGUCCUCCUCGCCCCAUCCGUUGCAUCACACCACCUCUGCAGGACGACUGUCUUCAGAGAGUAAAUCAAGCUUGCGUAAUAACCGUCUCUCUCCUGUUUCAGUCGCAUCCACAAGUCCUGUUGGAUCCCCAGAGCGGGAGCAAGGAAUCGAGCGGCGGCCAGCUGACUACAUGCUGUCCCGCUCCGUAGACCAUCUGGAGCGUCCCACCCCACUUCCCCGACCUGGAGCCCUGCUCUGCUGCACCUCCGAAUUGCAAGUCAACCAUGGGGAAGAAACCUACCGCAAGGCUCGUCCCACCCUCGUCAUCCCCGCCCACUACAUGCGACUUCCAGGGACGCACCCUCUGUCAGGCCAAGCGCUGCUUUUGCAGUCGGACGAACAGAGCGAAUUGGAAAGCAUUCAGGCGGAACUCAGUGCGUGCCAUCAGCCCCAAGGCCGAGUCCCGCACCCGUGGGGCAAAGGAGAGCAGGAAGGAGGGAAGCAAGGGAUGGGGGACGACCGAGGUGGAGGAGUUGAGGAGUGGACGUUGCAGACGGCUGCUCUUCCUGCUGAUCUCUCCAUCCCCAACUCGCUCAGCCAAUCGGGCCUGGAUGUGGUGCAGAUGAACGGAGAAGAUCAGCUUCUGGCCGAAAAGACUUUGAUGGCGCUCCGGGGAGGAAAGCCACUCCCUCACCCCAGAGCUUGGUUUGUGUCACUGGACGGCCGCUCCAAUGCACACAUCCGCCAUUCGUACAUCGACCUGCAGAGGGCAGGAUGCAACAGCAGUUGUGUCGGAAGCAACGACGCCAGUCUGGACUCUGGGGUUGACAUGAGUGACGUGACACCAGGGCGGCGUAUUCGUGAUAAAGUCAGGGUUAAAACUGAAGCUGGGGCUCAGCCUGCGGUGCCCGUGGUGCCCGUGGUCGAAUAUACACCACUAACGUUUGUAGAGGACUCGAAUGCUAAUGCGGAGAGCAGCGGUAGCCCAACACCAGUCUGCAGCCCUGAAGAACACUCUCAAGGGGUUUUUUUGCAGGAAAAAGAGAGGGAAGAGGAAGACGAAGACGAAGGGACUUUGUCUCCCCCGUCGCCUCCACCUGAGCUUCCUUCUCCACCUCCUCUCCCUGAGCCUGUGGUUGAAAUGGUGGAGGAGACGGGGACAGAUAGCGAUGUUUUCAGGACUGAGGAGACUCAAAUGCACAUGGGCAGCAGCCGGCCAAACAACCUGGUCGUCCCUGAUGAUGGCGGUGAAGAUGAGAACAAGAAGAGUCCGUGGCAGAAACGAGAGGAGCGACCACUACUGGCCUUUAACCUAAAAUGACACGACAUGAAGGAUAGUUUACCAAAAAAUUUUUAAUUCUGUCAUCAUUUACUCAUCCUCAUGUCGUUCCAUACCUGCAUGACUUUAUUAUGUGGGAAACAAAUGAAAAUGUCUUUUUGUCCAUAAAGUUGAAGUCAGUGGGGUUCAAAUCUUGUGUUGGACCCUGUUGACUUUCGUGUUUGGACAAAAACAGUUGAAGGAUUCUUCAAAAUAUUAUGCGAUCUCUUGCAGAACAUAAAAGACGUCAUACAGGUUUGAAAUGCUGACAGAAGUCAUUUUUGGUGAACUGUCCCUUUAAGUGCUUCCCCUGUGGUCCCUAGCUGGACUGUUGAAUGGAGUUGCCUUAUGAGCGCAGGUCUGUGCGUGGCUGUUUGCCUGUGGCAAUGAAAGCCAAGAAAGCCAUAGCACAAUUGAAUAUUGGAGCAGCUCUGCCUCACAACUGAAUGAGGAUGAAAAAACUGAAGUUUUCAUGCAAAACAAACAAAACACCAUUAAAUACCAACAAUCUAAUGCACAACUGCUAUGGCUUUCCAGACAUACACUUUGAGCAAAAAAUAUCGCAAGCCAUUGUAAUGAAGGUGAAAUGUUGUUUAAGCUUUAUGAGAUGCUGCUGUUUUUUAGCAAUAUGACAUCUAGUGGCAACAUGUGUACACUGCAACUGCAACUACACCAGUAAGUGUUUCCCAGCACUUAUUUUUGAACAUUUUAUGAGAUGACUGGUGGAAUGUCUUCCGCAUCUUAAUGGGUAAAAAAACAAAAAAACAAAACCACUAUAAUGGGAUCUACUGUUUAAAUCACAACCAUUUUUAAUUUGAUUGUUAUCAUGCAUUCAUGAAUAGAAUACAGCUGAAGCUUUGUGAAACCAAAUAAGUUUACAUAAUGCACCAUUUGUUCUUGUUAAUCAGUCAUUUUGGCUGUUUUGAGCACAGAUUUUCAAAUGUGCAUUUCUUUUGACUUUAGGAUUACAGUAGGACUUUUGCCAACAUUGCUUCAGACCAGCAGACCCACCUGCUGAAGAAAAAAACACUAUGCAUUGCUUUAAACCGAAGGAUCAUGUAGCUUUAGAUGUCUCCUUUUUUUUAUUUUAACCACUGUAUUUUAAUUUGUUAUUUUAUGAUUUUUUUGGUUUGAACUUGCCUUAGCAUGCGAGUGAUGUGGACAGCACAUUCAGACGAGGGCUGGAUUCAACCGCACUCACUCACAUAAACACAGACAACCACCAGCUUUUCUCUCCCAAAUUGUUGUUAUUUUGUCUUAAGUGCCUUUCUAGUGAUCAUUUAUAUUCAUCAUUAGAUUUACUUUUCCUCUCCACCAUUAUCAGUUUGUGCCAUAUGAUUUAAUGUUUUUCACAAUAUACUGACUCCAUGUGGCAUUACCCCCCUUUGAUCUCAUUGUAUGUGUGUAUGUUUUAAUGUUGUAUCUGGAUAUGCAGUGGGGUUCGAAAGUCUAAAACCACACUAAAAAUCUGGGAUUUCAAUCUAUUUGAACCCUUUUAAGAUUUUGACAGAAUUGUAACAAUAGUUAAUGUAUAAUAAAUAUUUGAUUUGAUUUAGGUGACCAAUAAAAUAAGCAAAUUUGUUCAUGCAACUCAAUGUGUUGCUGUCAUUAAAGCAAAAAGGCGACUUUUUUUUCCCACUGCAACUUUACUUGUUAUACAGAAAGUAUUUGUCAUAGGAAAAAAUAGCAUCAAAUUUUUUAAAUUGUUUUUAUUUUAAAAAUACAUUUUUUGUCCAAUCAUUCUUACUAGUAAUCUGACUUUUGAAACCCCCUGUAUGUUCAGUGCAUUUUAUGAUUCUGGUCUAUUCUUUUGCCUUGUAUGUAUGUAUGUAUGUAUUGAAUGUAUGUAUGUACAUAUUCAUUCAUUCAUUCACCCAGUUGUUUAUGCUCGUGUGAGUGUGUUGCUUGGUGUAUCUGUGUGUCUGCUGUAGACAUAAUAUGCAGUGUGUGUAUGUGCUGAUGUAGGACUGAAAGCGACGUAUUAUUAUUUGAAAGCUGUUGAAAGUCUGGCUUGUUGCCAGGGUAACCACUUUGUAAGAAACCUUGUCACUCGGCUCUUCAGCAAUCUACUUUGAAUGUCUGGACUGGUUGCUUGUAUUAUAAUUCAGGCCUAUUAUCCCAAUAAAGCCAAAAAACCCGA
Molecule: messenger RNA, 5193 nt
Organism: Onychostoma macrolepis
Lineage: Eukaryota; Metazoa; Chordata; Actinopteri; Cypriniformes; Cyprinidae
Gene: fam171a1
Product: family with sequence similarity 171 member A1
Exons: 8
Coding region: 360-3056 (898 amino acids)
Biological process (GO): regulation of cell shape; stress fiber assembly
Cellular component (GO): plasma membrane
Source: RefSeq, a predicted model, not a curated record